This is a messenger RNA of Emiliania huxleyi CCMP1516, 1022 nucleotides long. RefSeq lists its product as hypothetical. The record is from RefSeq and is a predicted model, not a curated record. Lineage: Eukaryota; Haptophyta; Isochrysidales; Noelaerhabdaceae. The coding region runs from base 1 to 654 and encodes 217 amino acids. The transcript has 3 exons. Gene Ontology annotation, molecular function: RNA binding.
AUGCCGCGAUCCUACUCGCGCUCCCGCAGCCCGCCGUCGCGCGGCCGCUCGCGCAGCCGCAGCCGCGGCCGCGGUGGCGGCGGCGGUGGUGGCGGCGGCGGCGGCAGCGGCCCGUUUGGCGGCGGCAACAACUGGGGCCGCAACGAGGACGCCAAGCUGUACGUCGGCUCGAUGCCAAACCACGCGACCGAAGAUGAGAUCCGGGCGGCCUUCUCCAAGUUCGGCACCGUGACGGACUGCUUCAUGCCAAAGGACCGCGAGACGGGCGAGCCGCGCGGAUUCGCCUUUGUCACGUUUGAAGAGACGCGGGACGCGGACGACGCGAUGGCGGCGCUGGACGGUAAAGACUUCAUGGGCCGCACUUUGCGCAUCAACAAGCCCCGCCCCCGCGGCAGCGACAGUGGCUACGGCGGCGGGGGCGGAGGAGGAGGGUACGGCGGCGGGCGGGACGAUCGGCGCGGCGGCGGCGGCGGCGGCGGCGGCGGCGGCGGCGGCGGCGGCUCAUACGGCGGCUUGGCAGUGUGCGGCUCGUCGGGCGGCUCGUACGGCGGUCGCCCUUCGGGCCCGUCGUACCUCGGAGGCCGCGACUAUGGCCGCAAGCCCUCGUCUGACCGGCCGCAGUACGACCGCGUCACCGGCGACCGCAUCAACUAGCGCCGCGGGCGGGCGCAGGGAGGGGCCGCGGCGGCGGUGGAGGUUCGAGGACAUCGUUGGAAUGCCGCACAACGCGAUCGAGCAGUAGAACCGCCACCGCCGCCGUCUGCCACCGCUACCGCAACGCCGUAGCGCAUGUCCAUUGGUCUGAGGUGGGACUCUCUCUGGCCCGUCUGCGGAUGUCUGGUACACCCUCCGGACUCUCCUUCUCCCUCGCCCCCCCCCCCCCCCCCCAAAGUACGAGGACCCCAGCCGCACUCUGGUGUAUGCCAUCUGUAUUUUUGGGGGGCAGAGGCGAGAGGGCAGGGGCGGCAUCGAUCGCCGCCUAGCGCGCGUGAGGAUAAGUAUUUGAUUGACAAGCAGAGAUU